GUUCGAUUUCAUCUAAAUUCAAAAGAAUUUUGCAACAUUGAAGUGAAGCAAAACAAAAAAAAACGACAUUGACAAAAAUUUUUCCAUUCAAUUCACACGGGUUGAUGAUGACUGAAUUUCUAUUCAUAACGGCAAAUGUUGGAUCCAUAUUUCAAGAUUCAAAACUUUUACUUGAAUCUUGGAUUGCCGAAUUUGUUAAGACUGUGGAUAGAUUAAAACCUAAAUUUAUUGCAUUACAUUGUCAGGAAUUUGGUGGAAAAGAUUUUCGAAAAACAUCUACAAAUGUUGAUGAUUUUGUGCGAACAUUAAUAUCUAGCAAUGAAAUGAUUGAUUUCGAAAUAAUUCGAAUAUUUCUUGAUGAAAAUUAUUCAUUUGAUGAUAAAUACACUGCAUUAGGUAGUUUUUAUUUUAUACAUAAAACACAACAUGCAUUCAUCUGGAAUUUUGAUGUUAAUGAAUUUGUUUCGGCAACGGGACGAGAAAUACAUUCUGGUUGUAUCGAAAAUGUGCCUGUAAAAUUUAAAAGAAAAUUUCCUGAGUGUAAAUGGUCUCGAAAAGGUUUUAUGAAAACUCGUUGGAUGAUCAAUGAAUUCAUCUUUGAUACGAUUAAUGUUCAUUUAUUUCAUGAUGAAUCCAAUUUUGUUUCGAUCUCAGACUUCCCAUCGAUAUAUGCCAAAAAUCGACGUAAAGCAUUUGAAUAUUUAUUGGAUUCGAUCGGGCCAAAAGAUUUCAACGAUCUACCCAUUUUUAUAUUUGGUGAUUUUAAUUUUCGAUUAGAUACGAAGGCCGUUGUACAGCGUUUGACAAUCAAUUCACGAUUAUCACAAAAGAAAACAAAAAAUGGUGAUUUAUCACGUCUUCUGUAUCGUAAUGAUGUUAAUGAUGAUCGUCUGUUAUCGAUUGAAAAGAAACAAUUCAUCUAUUCGGAUCAGAAUUUUUUCACCGAUCCAAAUAAUCUUGAUUGGCUUAUGAAACAGGAUAAAGAAUUGAAUCAUUUUCAAGAAAAACUAUGGGAAUUUGAUCGACAUUUUUUACCCAGCUAUCCAUUCGAAGAAGAUAUCGAUAAGAUAGCAUCAUCCUCAUCAACAAUGUUAGCCAAUAGUUAUAUGAAAACACGUUGUCCUGCAUGGUGUGAUAGGGUAAUCAUGAACAAUACUGCCAAACAAUUAUUGACCAAAAAUGAAAAUCAACGAACAAAAAUUCAAUAUGAUAUGAUGGGUAAAAAUUCGCCUAUGGGUGAUCAUAAGCCAAUCUAUCUGUAUUUUGAAUGUUGUACGAAACCGACAACAGAUAAAAAUUCAACAAUCUGUUCCGUUUAUGAUGAUCAUAUUCAUCGUAAUAGAGAGAAAAGAGAAACUAACACUUCCUAUUUGGUGCCUAAAGCAAUCAAUCUUGAUAUCAAUAAUAAUGAUGAUGAUUCAUCUAAAAUGAUGUAUAAAACAACUUGUAAUUCAAGUUUGAUUGCGAAGAGAUCGGUAUCUGCAACAGAUGCAACAAGAAAAACAACAUCCACAACAACAACAACGACAACGAUCAAAAAAUUUUUCUAUUACCACUAUGUUGUUGAUGCUAAAAAACAACAACGAAAAGAUUAUUCAGCAACGGUCAAAUCAACUUUGAACUCAAAUGUUCGAGUUAUCGUAAUGAAAGAAACAGUAAUUUAAACGUUUAAACAAAACGGGGUUGUCCUGAUUUAAACAUUGUUACAAAUAUUGAAUGAAAUCGAAAUUUUUGUUUCUAUGAAAAAAAACCUGAUCCUUUCGUAUGAAAAAACUUGGAAAUCAAAAGACGUAAAAAAAUUAAUGA
Dermatophagoides pteronyssinus (European house dust mite) is the source of this 1806-nucleotide messenger RNA. RefSeq names its product inositol polyphosphate-5-phosphatase A (gene 5PtaseI). Gene Ontology annotation, molecular function: inositol-polyphosphate 5-phosphatase activity. The record is from RefSeq and is a predicted model, not a curated record. Gene Ontology annotation, biological process: phosphatidylinositol dephosphorylation. Lineage: Eukaryota; Metazoa; Arthropoda; Arachnida; Sarcoptiformes; Pyroglyphidae.